Molecule: messenger RNA, 3907 nt
Organism: Salarias fasciatus (jewelled blenny)
Lineage: Eukaryota; Metazoa; Chordata; Actinopteri; Blenniiformes; Blenniidae
Gene: enc2
Product: ectodermal-neural cortex 2
Exons: 11
Coding region: 1-1770 (589 amino acids)
Biological process (GO): ubiquitin-dependent protein catabolic process
Cellular component (GO): cytoplasm; Cul3-RING ubiquitin ligase complex
Molecular function (GO): protein binding
Source: RefSeq, a predicted model, not a curated record
AUGUCAGUGACUGUUCAUGAGAAUCGAAAAUCCCGCACCAGCACCUCCUCCAUGAACAUCCUACUGUUUCACAAGCCUUCACAUCCCGACUGCGUCCUGACCCACCUGAACACCAUGAGGAAGCAGCACAUGUUCACUGACGUCACCCUGUGGGCCGGGGAUCGCUCCUUCCCGUGCCACCGGGCGGUUCUGGCAGCUUGCAGCCGGUAUUUUGAGGCCAUGUUCAGCGGAGGGCUGAGAGAAAGCCUGGACACCGACGUCAACUUCAGGGACAGCGUGCAUCCUGAGGUCUUGGAGCUCUUGCUGGACUUCGCCUAUUCCUCCCGGGUCAUCAUAAAUGAGGAGAACGCCGAGUCGCUGUUGGAAGCCGGCGACAUGCUGCAGUUUCACGACAUCCGGGACGCGGCGGCCGAGUUUUUAGAGAAGAACCUCCAUUCCUCCAACUGCCUGGGCAUGAUGCUGCUGUCGGACGCUCACCAGUGUAAGAAGCUGUACGAGCUGUCCUGGAGGAUGUGCCUCUUGCACUACGAAACGGUUCGAGAGUCUGAGGAUUUCUACAGUCUGUCUAAAGAUAAACUGCUGGAGCUGAUUCUGAGUGACGAGCUGGAGAUCGAAGACGAGCAGAUCGUGUUUAACUCGGUGAUGCGCUGGGUCCGGUACGACCUGGAGGACCGGCGGCUCCACCUGCCGGAGCUGCUGAGGGGCAUCAGGCUGGCUCUGCUGCCCUCCGAGUGCCUGCUGGAGGCCGUGGCCUGCGAGGAGCUGGUGAUGUCUGACCAGAUGAGCAGGUCGAUCGUCGAAGAGGCUCUGCAGUGUAAGAAGAAGAUCCUGCAGAACGACGGCGUGGUCACCAGCCCCUGUGCUCGGCCCCGCAAAGCCGGACACACCCUGCUCAUCCUGGGAGGACAGACCUUCAUGUGUGACAAGAUCUACCAGGUGGACCACAAUGCCAAAGAGAUCAUCCCUAAGACUGACCUGCCCAGCCCCCGCAAGGAGUUCAGCGCCUGCGCCAUCGGCUGCAAGGUCUACGUGACGGGAGGGCGAGGCUCGGAGAACGGAGUGUCCAAAGACGUGUGGAUCUACGACACCGUGCACGAGGAGUGGUCUAAAGGAGCGCCCAUGCUGAUCGCCAGAUUCGGCCACGGCUCGGCCGAGCUGGAGAACAGUCUGUACGUGGUGGGAGGACACACGGCCAUCGCUGGAGUCUUCCCUGCGUCUCCGUCAGUGUCGCUAAAGCAGGUGGAGCGCUACGACCCCGUCAGCAACAAGUGGACCAUGAUGGCUCCCCUGAGGGACGGGGUGAGCAACGCCGCCGUGGUCAGCGCCAAGCUGAAGCUCUUCGUGUUCGGAGGGACGACCAUCCACCGAGACAAGGCCUCCAAGGUCCAGUGCUACGACCCCGUGGGGAACCGCUGGAACAUCGCCGCCGAGUGUCCCCAGCCGUGGCGCUACACGGCGGCCGCCGUCCUCGGGAGCCAGAUCUUCAUCAUGGGCGGAGACACGGAGUUCACCGCCGCCUCGGCGUACCGCUUCGACUGCGAGACCACCCAGUGGACCCGCGUGGGCGACAUGACGUCCAAGCGCAUGAGCUGCCACGCCGUGGCCUCGGGCAACAAGCUGUACGUGGUGGGCGGCUACUUCGGCACGCAGCGCUGCAAGACGCUGGACUGCUACGACCCCACGUCGGACAGCUGGAACUCCAUCACCACCGUGCCGUACUCGCUCAUCCCCACCGCCUUCGUCAGCACCUGGAAGCACCUGCCCGCCUGACCGGAGCGACGGUGAGGAAGAACGCCGCCGCCCGGCGCCGCGGAGACUAAACCAUUCCAGUGUAACCUCCAGUAUUUCCAUAGGAAACGACUGUAUUGACUCAGACUUACCAGCACAUCCCGGCGCCCGGCGGAGGAGCCGGGCUCCGCUCAUGCUUUCACAGCGGGGGGGCGUCCACUCCUUCCAGUUCAGGGGCCGCAGGCAGCCGCUCACAACCACUACAUCACCUUAAAUAACUCUACUUUCUCACCUUGUUUCAGGGCAAGGAAGGUGUACAUCCUGAAAAUGCUCACAGUCGAUGCACUUUUUUACUGAACCGAAAGAGAAAAUAUCAUGUUCUAAAGCACAAACCGAUUCUCUCCACAUUUACUGUGUUAAUUGCAUAAAAUAAGAUAAUUUAAAAAGCACUUUUUUUAAAAACAGUUUACAGUGUUAGCAGGAAGAGGAUCUGGUACGAAAACGGAUAAAGUUGCUUCAUAGAUGACAUGCAGUGAAAUAAAUGUACAUAAAAUAGUUCAAACACACAAAAACAAAGACGGUGGCACAUCUUGAUGAGCUUUAUGAAAUAAAAACACGAGCAAUAAUUUAUCUAGUUUAAACAUGAGUUAUUGAAUAAACUUUUUACAGAGUUUUUUUCUCUUAACGUGAGUCUUGAAUAGGAAAGUCUACAUUCUGAACCGACUUGAGGAAAUUCCUUUUUCCACACUGACCCAUCCUGUUUCUAGGAUGUGCAGCAGGGGUCAAGGGGCACGUGACCCCUGGAAUAACAAACUAAAGGAAGCUGUGAUCUUAAACCUGGUUUUUAGCAGUAUUCCCUGUGUGGAAUCGCUUCUUUUAAAUGUUCUGCCUUCAUCACAGUGUGACUUCUGUGGACAGUAUUGAUCCUGGAGCGGAAAAUGUUAAAUGCACAAAAAAUGAGAUGUACGUAUUUCCAGGGUAAAGUUUAAUUUGUACUUCAGCAUACUUCACUGCAGGCUGGUUUUCCAUGAAGUGAAUCACGAAUAGACUCAUGAUGUGAGGAUUAGAACCGAGUUCCAGGCUGCUGUGAUCGUGUUGAAGAUAAUAACAGAAGCAAUAUCUACUGGACUUAUGCAAGGACGUUUCAUAAAUAUCACUCAGAUCUUCUCGGGCUCUGAUUUAAAUCAUUUAUGCUUCUUUUUUAAUGAUUGAUCAAAUAAAAAUUUCAAUUUCAGCCUUAAUUUUUACAGAAAAUUUAAUUGUAGUUUAUUCUUUUCAAUAAAGGUUCUUUUUCUUUUCCUGCUUCCUUCAGAGGUUUUAUUCGGAGCAGUGGACCCCGGCUGUGAGCUCCGUCAUGCAGCUGUGAAACAUCUGGAAGCCUCAGCGCUGUAGCUUCAGCACGAGAGCCAGACUGAGGGUGGAGUGGAGAACAGGCUGAAAUCUGCAGACAGAUUUCACUCCUUCCUCCUGAUUCGACCAUGAAGAAAAGCACAAAGCUUCAUCAGUAGCAUUUUAGAAAAGAAAGCUUCAGUUUGAUUUAGUGGCUGAAUGAGAGAACAGUUGAUCAUGUCGCCCUGAACUGAAAGGAGUGAGACACGCCUGCCUUAAACACUCGCUGAGCUUCACCUUGUUGCCCUGGUGCGUUCACGUGCGUGUUCACCUGCACGACUCGUGUGUGGAACAUGCAAACAGCCUGGAAUCAGACCGGAGAGAUGAAACUGGGGCCCUGUUCAUGUUUUCAGAAAGGAGAACGCAGCAGUGAGGAGUUCUCACGUGAAACGCCGUCGUCUGAACGGGCCUUAAAGAGAAGCAGGAGUUUGACCUUUGAUGGUGAAAUAGUCUUGGAGUAUUGAUCCUUUAACAUGAGACUAAAUCCAGACCGGCAGAGAGUUUACACUUAGUGUUUCCUGUAGCAUGUUAUUGUGUUUUAGCAAUAUGCUGCUCCUGCAGCGAUGAGAGGAGCUCCGCACCGGCCGCAGAUUCUCCACCAUCUAUGCAUUUUUUAUACGGGCUGCUGCAGCGAGCGUCCAGGCCGGUGUCCUCUCGUCCCUCGGCGUUCUCUCCCUGCAUGUCCCGUCCCGUCUGGAACGCCGCAGCUGGACCCACCGGCCGGGUUUCUGAUGAUCCGAAGGAAGUGACGGAGAACGGAGAGUUGUGUACAUUUCUACUGGUGACAAUA